This is a messenger RNA of Emericellopsis cladophorae, 1869 nucleotides long. RefSeq lists its product as uncharacterized. Bases 1 to 1869 code for a protein of 622 amino acids. NCBI's taxonomy places the organism in Eukaryota, Fungi, Ascomycota, Sordariomycetes, Hypocreales, Bionectriaceae. The record is from RefSeq and is a predicted model, not a curated record. The transcript is spliced from 2 exons.
AUGGUCGUCGUUCCAGCAUGGCUUGCUGGGCCCGCGGGCAGCGAGAAGAAGCGGCGGGGCCCCUUCACGCGCACAUGCCUCUUCGUCGUGGCCGGCUUGCUGGCCAUUAUUUUCCUCGCGUAUAGCAUGGCCUAUAUUUUCUUCGAAGACCUCGUACCCAGCAUCAUCCCCACGUCCAAGCAGGGCGAUGAGACCGCCGCAAUGGUCUCGCAGGAGCCCCAACACAGUCCGCAACAAACGCCUGAACCCCAGCCAGAACCAGAACCAGAACCAGAACCAGAGCCUGAGCCCUUGGUCACCAUGGACGUCAGCCAGCCCGAGUCUGUCAACCGGCUGCACUGGGACUCGAAACUGUACAAUGACGACGAAAAGUACGGUCUCCGCCCGCAACAGACAUUCCACUCGUCCGAUAUCAAGACUCCGCUCUUCCAGGUCAACACCUUCAAGCCCCACGCGGUGGAUGGCAACCCGUACAUUUUCAUGACCCCGUCCGUCAAGGACCAGUCGUCGGGCGUCCAGAUCUUCUCGCGAAGGGACCUCUCACUGGUGUACGCGCAGUACGGGUGGAAGUCGACCAACAACUUCAGACCGCAGGAGUUCAACGGCAAGCAGUACCUCUCCUUCUGGCAGGGCCAGCCAGCUACGGGCCACGGCCUUGGCCAGGGCAUCCUCCUGGACGAGCACUACGACGUUGCCUACAACAUCUCCAUCAACGCCUUCAGCUCACGCGCCGACUCGCACGAGUUUCAGCUGACCCACGAUGGCGGCGCCAUGUUCUCCGUCUACGAGACCGUCCGCAACUGGGACAUGCGUCCGGUAGGGGGGCCUGAGGACGGUGUCCUCCAAGACUCGGCGUUUGAGGAGGUCGACGUCGUCACCGGCGAGACGCGGUUCGCGUGGCGCGCCUCGGACUGGUUCUCGAUCGAGGACACGACGGUGGGCUACAACGACGUGGAGGACUACGGCCACCCCACGCACGGCGACGGCUGGGACUUUUUCCACAUCAACAGCCUCGAGAAGACGCGCGACGGUAACUACCUGGUCAGCGGACGCCGGUGCAAGGUCCUGACGCUCAUCAACGGCACCUCGGGCGCGCCCAUCUGGAUCAUUGGCGGCAAGAGGAACCAGUACGCCGACCUCUCCGACGGCAUGGCCACCAACUUUGCCUAUCAGCACCACGCCCGCUUCGACAACGACGAAGACACCGAGAUUGUCAUGUUUGACAAUGCGCAGCUCGCCAAUACGCAGCCCAGCCCCGGAUGCCAGGCCGAGUGCUCGCGCGGCCUGCACAUCCGGAUGAAUCACGCGAACAAGACAGCCGAGGUGGUCCGCUCCUACUGGCACCCCAAGAGCGUCCAGGCGCGCGCCGAGGGCGGCGUCGACAGACAGCCCAACGGCAACCUGCUCGUCGGCUGGGGUAAGGUCCCCGGUUUCACCGAAUUCUCCCGCGAGGGCGAAAUCCUCCUGGACGUGCAGACUGGACCGUGGACGGCUGACGGCGACGCACACGUCUACCGCAUCUUCAGCCGCGAUUGGGAGGCGUAUCCGCCCUGGGAUCCCGACGUGGCUCUUUUUGAGAGCAACCUGUACGUCAGCUGGAACGGUGCCACCGAGUUGGCGUACUGGGCUAUGUACACUGGCGAGACUCGCGAGGAUCUAAAGGUCGCAAAGAUCGUCUACCGCGGCGGAUUCGAGACAAAGUUCUCGAUACCCGCCGAGGCCAAGUACGCUCGUUUCGCAGGCCUCGACGCCGAGGGCAAGCUGCUGGGCAGCUCUGACAUUAUCGACACGCAAUCAGGUGAACGGGCGAAAGCCCAGGGGCCUGCUGAGAUUACCUUUACGUUAAAUCCCCACACGCUUGUGGGAUGA